Schistocerca americana (American grasshopper) is the source of this 1581-nucleotide messenger RNA. RefSeq names its product probable cytochrome P450 6a14. Lineage: Eukaryota; Metazoa; Arthropoda; Insecta; Orthoptera; Acrididae. The coding region runs from base 73 to 1581 and encodes 502 amino acids. Gene Ontology annotation, molecular function: monooxygenase activity; heme binding; oxidoreductase activity, acting on paired donors, with incorporation or reduction of molecular oxygen. The transcript has 7 exons. The record is from RefSeq and is a predicted model, not a curated record.
UCAGCCCAUCGUCGGGAAAGCCGCAGCGUCCACAUAGAGGCGUGGUGCAUCGUGACGCAUAGACUCGUCGAGAUGCUGCAGCUGUUGGCAGCCCUGGUGGCCGCUUGCGCUGCGGUGGCGCUGUACGCCUACUACUGCUGGAGCUACUGGCCGCGACGGGGAAUCCCGUACAUCCCGGGGGCGCCCUUCCCAUUUGGACACGCGUGGCGCGCCAUGCUGUUCCAGCGCUACUUCGGCGACAUCUGCUGCGACCUCUACAGUGCGGUGCCGCCCUCCGAACCGAUGGUUGGAAUCUACAUGUUCACCCAGCCUGGAAUCGUCGUCAAGGACCCAGAGCUUAUCAAGAGCAUGCUCGUCAAGGACUUCCAGCACUUCCACGAUCGCGGCCUUUACGUCAACGAAGACGUCGACCCACUCACUGGACACUUGGUCUUUAUGGCUGGUGAAAGGUGGCGUUUGCUAAGAAACAGGCUGACACCUACGUUCACAUCAGGGAAGAUGAAGAUGAUGUUUCCGACGCUGGAGAAGUGCGCCCGCGAGCUGGUGGAGGUGAUGGGUGCUGGCUCCAGAGACGUGGAGUUCUUCGACCUGCUGGCUCGCUACGGCACUGACGUCAUCGCUUCCUGCGCCUUCGGCCUCGAGACGCACAGCCUGCAGAACCCGGACCAGGAGUUCCGCAAGUGGGCGCGCCGCCUCUUCGUCCCCACGCCCGCCCGAGGCCUCAUCGGUACCUUCUGCAACAUAUUCCCCUCUAUUGCCAACACCUUUCGGAUCCAUACAAUAUCUCCCGACGUGGAUGAGUACUUCACCACUUUGGUGAAGGACGCCAUCGAAUACCGAGACUCCCACGGAGUGUCGAGAGCAGACUUCCUGCAGUUGCUCAUGAACUUGCGGGACGACCAAAGCACCGACAAAACACCAGGAUCAAAGGACAUAAAGCUGACCCUUGGACAGCUGACAGCGCAAUGUGCGGUGUUUUUGCUGGCGGGAUUCGAAACGUCGUCGACCACCAUGAGCUUGGCGUUACAUGAACUAGCGUUCCAUCAAGACAUCCAGAAGAAACUGCAACAGGAAAUCGACGAGGCACUGCAAAAAUCUGGCGGCCAGCUUACAUACGACAAUGUCAUGAACAUGCCUUACCUCGACAAAGUUGUUUCAGAAACUCUUCGCAAGUAUCCGCCUCUGCCGAUGCUGAACCGGGCUGUGACACAGGAGUACACUGUGCCAGACAGGCAGUGGGUGCUGGAAAAGGGCACCAUGGUUCUGAUACCAGUGAUGGCCGUUCACAAUGAUCCACAGCACUAUCCUGAUCCCCAGCGAUUCGACCCGGAACGCUUCUCAGAAGAGGAGAAGAGCAAGAGGCACCCUUUUGCGUACCUGCCUUUCGGCGAUGGACCACGGGUUUGCAUUGGUAUGCGGUUUGGCCUCAUGCAGACGAAAAUGGGCCUAGCCAGUUUGCUCAGUCACUACAGUGUCGAACCCUGUGAUCGUACUGUUCGGAAAUUGGAGUGGACUAAACGUUCUCUCCUUCUGAAUCCUGUCUCAGGAAUAUGGCUGCGCUACACUUCUAGGGGAAAAUAA